Molecule: messenger RNA, 5661 nt
Organism: Stegostoma tigrinum
Lineage: Eukaryota; Metazoa; Chordata; Chondrichthyes; Orectolobiformes; Stegostomatidae
Product: ecto-NOX disulfide-thiol exchanger 2-like
Exons: 16
Coding region: 155-2185 (676 amino acids)
Biological process (GO): ultradian rhythm
Cellular component (GO): external side of plasma membrane; plasma membrane
Molecular function (GO): protein-disulfide reductase activity; RNA binding
Source: RefSeq, a predicted model, not a curated record
GGUUGGUGUGUGGGCCAUCUUGUGCUUUCACAGCCUUGUCGUUUCGCUGCAUGGAAACGCGGAACUGUCCGUAGGGUUACGAGCUGCAGCAACAGCCAGUGAACAGAAACUUAGUGGCUGUUAAGAGAAUUGUUCCAGGCAGCGUGGAUACUACAUGGAGCAACCUAUUAUUGACCGUAGAUGCCAUCGAAUGCAAGGACUUAACCAGCAGUCCUUCGACCCUUCAAACAAUGAUGAGCCGCUGCAGUUUAAUGAUCCAAAUGGCCCAUUGGUGACAGAAUGUUCUAUCCCUCUCUCUAAUGAACCAGUCAAGAAAAGGAAACGAAAUAAUAUAUCUGCAGCUGAUCAUUUCAAAAACGUACCUUUAGACUCCAGCCCACCUGGAAUGUCAUUAUCAGACCCUACAGCUUGGGCAACAGCCAUGAACAACUUAGGAAUGGGACCCCCAAUUGGAAUGACUGGACAGCCACUUAUGUCAGAGUUUGACCGAGGCCUUAGUAUGAUGACUGGGAUUACACCAAUUAAUCCAGUGAUGCCUGGAUUGGGCAUUGUCCCACCAACAAUUCGUCAAGACAUGCUUGUAGUGAAGGAGAUCAUUCAUUGUAAAAGCUGUACACUUUUUCCUCCAAAUCCACAUCUUCCUCCACCUGCUAUACGAGAACGGCCUCCAGGAUGCAAGACUGUCUUUGUUGGUGGUUUACCAGAGAAUGCUUCAGAAGAGAUAAUCUCUGAAGUUUUUGGACAAUGUGGUGAAAUCAUAGCGAUUCGUAAAAGCAAGAAAAACUUCUGCCAUGUUCGGUUUUCAGAUGAAUUCAUGAUAGACAAAGCUGUCUUUUUGUCAGGUUAUCGAAUAAGAAUAGGCUCCAGUACAGAUAAGAAGGAUACAGGUCGACUUCAUGUUGACUUUGCUGAAGCUAGAGAUGACCUUUAUGAAUGGGAAUGUAAACAACGUAUGAUGGCUAGAGAGGAACGCCAUCGUCGAAGAGUGGAAGAAGAAAGAUUUCGACUGCCUUCACCACCACCAAUCGUGCAUUAUUCAGAACAUGAAAGUGCUGUACUGUCAGAAAAACUGAAAGAUGAUGCAAAAUUCUCUGAAGCUGUUCAGACCCUUUAUACCUGGAUAGAACGAGGGGAAGUGAACCGCCGAUCAGCAAAUAACUUUUAUUCCAUGAUCCAGUCAGCUAACAGCCAUAUUCGAAGGCUUAUGAAUGAAAAAGUUCUACAUCAAAAAGAAGUGGAAGAAGCCAAAGAGAAGUUUAAGAAUGCUCUGUCAAGGAUUUUGGUUCAGUUUGAGCAGAUUGUCUCCGUUUUCCACUCUUCCUCCAAGCAAAAGGCGUGGGACCAUUUCUCAAAAGCUCAACGCAAGAAUCUGCAUAUGUGGCGAAAACAAGCAGAGGAAAUUCGCAGUAUGCAUAAUGAUGAGCUAAUGAGUAUUCGCCGUGAAGAAGAAAUGGAAAUGUCUGAUGACGAAGUCGAAGAAAUGCCAGAGAACAAAACUACAGAUGAAUCAGCACUGGCUGCUCAGGCUGAAACGCUGAAGCAAGAGAAUGACAGCCUGCGUUGGCAACUGGAUGCAUACAGAAAUGAGGUAGAUUUAUUAAAACAUGAACAGGGUAAGCACUACCACACUGAAGAGGAGACCACAAAGGACCAACAGCUAAGACUACUACAACAGGCAUUGCAAGGGAUGCAGCAGCAACUUCUGAAUUUAAGAGAAGAAUGCAAGAAGAAAGAAAUUGAAUUUGAGAAGGCAAAGGAAGAAAAGCAGAAAGCGGAGAUGUUGUUGGAAACGCUUAAAAUGAAGGAGGACAGUGUACGUAGACAAGAUAUGGAGGAAAGUGAUAACCAAAUAACUAACAAUACAGGAUGUGUAAUACCAGGUUCCAGUCAAGAGAAGGAUGGUGAAUUGGAUAGGGUCAUCACAGGGCCUGUCCGAUCAGAGAGAGAAGCACUUCUUGUUGGUAUAAUUUCUACAUUCCUCCAUGUCCACCCAUUUGGAGCCAGCAUUGAUUAUAUAUGUUCUUAUCUACAGCGAUUGGAUGCAAAGAUCUCUCCCAGUGAAAUAGAAGGUCUCAUGUCAAGACUACAACAUGUGUUCCAGCAGGAGAUAACUGGAGUUGGUGCAAGUUUGGAAAAACGGUGGAAAUUUGAUGGCUUUGAUGGAAUCAAAGCCCUCCAAAACUAAUAACUUGGUGGCUGCUCACAAGAUUACAGGACUACUCCAUACCCCACAGUACUGUUAUGAUUAAGUAGACUUUCUUCAAAAAAAACAAAGUCAUCAACAAUAUAAGCUGCACUUGGAUAUAGGCUUAAAGGGCAGAAUAGUGUUUCUCUGUUGGGUAAUAAACUGUGCUGUGCAAUUAUAGUUGGUGUAGAAAACAGAAGAAGUAGUACGAGCCAAAUUAUUACUGAAAUGUAAAUAGGCUGCAACUUAAACUGUGGAAAAAUAUACAAAAUAUACAUUUUCCCACAGCCAUGGUCUCACAUAAAUCAAACCACUGUUUCUCCUCUUUUUGAACUCUAUUAUAAUGUAAUGCAUCUCGUAAGACAUUUGUUUUUAUUUUGCUGUCAUAAUGUGGUGUCUCUAAACAUCUUUAGAAUCUUGAAAUGGUCCAUUUUCUCUCAAAUGCUAAUGGAAAUUAAAAAGCACACGUAAUUAUAUUGAUCCAUCUUCAAACCCCCAACGAAAAGGUCUGCUGAGAAUCUACUGAUUUUAUUUAUUAUAUGCAAUGGCUCAGUUCCUGUAUUGAAAACUCGGCUGCUCCUUUCUCCAUUCCCCUUGUCUCACCUAAUUUCUCCUGAACGUGGUUGUACAAAGUAGGAAAUUAGUCUGUGGGCAUUGGGAAAACUACAGUGCUGUCACUGAAAUCCCUAUCCUUUGACCUGGUUAGGUCGGUGAAUUAUGGUGGUCUAUUUGAAUGCAUUGGGUACCUGCACUGAGCUUAAUUUUCUCUUUAUGGAACAUUCUCUCAAGUGCACUUUUCAACUGGACCUACUUGGAAAUUUGGCAAAUUUGUCCAAUUUCUUAGUCUGGUGACCAAGGUCAAUUGCAGCUACCACAGACUGAGCUGAAAUGACCUAAUCAAUGGAACCUGGUACGUUCUUGGUCUGUGUAGCUUAGUUCACAUUGCAUGAUAAUAAAUACCCACAAAGCUAUUUGGACAAUGUUCUCCAAAAGCACUUUUUGUCUAUGGCUGAGUAAAUUUGUCAAAAGCAGUAUUUACUGAGACAAUGUCAUUUCAGGCUGUUCUUUUAAAAGUAGCAGGAUUUCAGAGAGAUUGAAAUUCCAUUACAUAAACAGCUGUAACAGAAACAUGACUUUUAUAUCAAUUGGUCCUGUGUGAUAAAUGGAGAAUGUCAGUUUGCAUGUCAUGCUAUUUCUAAAAGGUAUGCAUCUGCCAUAAAUGGAUGGGCCUGAUUGGGUUUAAUAUUGGCUACACACAUCUUACUGAAGAUGAAAAUGUAGCAUAGAAAGAAAUGUUCCAUUCUUAGUUCAUAAGGGAAAAAAAAGGCAGCGUGUGCCAGUAUUCAUGUUUUGAGAAGAAGAAAUGUAAACAUGUUAACAUAUAUUUAAGUCUGAAGUGCUGUACGUUUUAGUAAACAGUUCAGGGACAGAAUUGUUUACAUCUGUGAAUUAAAAAAAAACAUCCCUGUGCACUAACUUCUUAUCUCUCAAAGCAGUACAGUUUGGAGAACACAUCUCGUUUGUACAGGCUCAGUUACACUGUAUUAAUAAUUUUAUUUUUUAGAGAAAUUAUUUUUUACAGAACUUUAAUACUUGAGAUAAUAAACGAACUGCAGAUGCUGAAGAUCUGAAACAAAAUUGCUGGAAUAAUUCAGCAGGUCUGCCUAGGUCUAUGGAGAGAAAAUAGAGUUAAUGUUUCAGAUCUAAGGACAUUUCUUCAUUACAGUUCUGAAGAAGGGUCAGUAAACUUGAAACAUUAAUACGGUUUUUCUCUCCAGAGACGCUGUCAGACCUGAUGAUUUUCUCCAGCAAUUUCUGUUCUCAUUUGUUUUUAAUACUUGAGAGUUUACUUUGUUUUUGUAUUGCUAUUGUUAGAAGACAUAAGCAAUAACAUCUAUGGUUAGUUAAAGUGUAAGAAACUGAGAAUUCGUUCUGCUAUUUUAUGCUUUAUAAUAUGAUAGACAGUUGCAAUUUGUUGCCAUUCCGAUUUCAAAAGUCUGAUAUGCUUCACUGUUAGUUGAAAUUAUUUCAUAUGCUGUUGAUUCAUAAUUAGAGUGCCAAGUUUUGGCACAAAAUAAUAUUUGGAGCACAACAUUUCCAGUGAAGUAUUCUACGGGCACAAAUGAUCCAUAGAAUCUUAACAUACCUUCAUUGUUGUGUUCUUUUCAAGGGAUUAAUAACAUCUGCAGUGUUUACUUGCAAAUCUAUUCCUCUUGUGCAUAAUGAAAAUCAAGGGCUUUGAAAAUUAAGUAAAUUACUGAAGUUGUGUGCAGUGUAUAGAUUAUAUGGUUCAGUCUCAAACCGACUAACAAGGUUCUAGGUUCGAUCUGCAAUGUGCUAAAUUAGUUAAUUUCAGCUGGUUUCAUAGAGCAGUUCAUAUGGCUUUCAUAUCUCUGGGGCUAAUGAUGUGGGAAGAAAAAACCAGCCUGCUGUUAAGCUGCUUUUACUGAAGCACACAUGAGAUUAUAUAAAAACCAAAGCAUAGAAAUAGGCUGUUUGUCCCAAACAAUUUUAUGUCAGUGUAUAUGCUACACAAGCCUCUUCUCAGCCUAACGACCUAUUUUUACUUACCCCAUAUUUGCUUCUCCUUCACGUUGUGAUUCUUUUUAAAUGUGUCAGCCACAUUUUAAAAAUGAGAAAUGGAAUGAGCUUUGCAUUAUGCACCAGGUGUCAAAAUUGUUUUUUAUUUGCCAUUUGCUACCCAGCCUCACUUUUCUGGGUAAUGUUUAUUGCUUAAAAAUGUCACAGAAACCGGUAACCUGGUUAUUUAGCUCAAUGCUCGUGAAGCCUUGCUUUGUGCUAUUUUUUUGGCACAGUUCCCUACAACAGAAUCCCAAAGGUACAUGGAAAUUUAAUAGGCUGUAGAAUGCUUCAGCUGUCUUGUGAUUAUAAAAGCAUCACAAUUACUAACGAUUCUAAUUUUGAAGAAUGACUGACUGAGUUAACGCCAUAGUGUUCUCAUUAUAUACAAACAGAAGCAAAGAUCUUCAACAAAGGGGAGGAAAUCAGAAUAAAAGUUUUUUUUUAAUCUGCAACUGAAUUGAAUAAUGCAAUUGCCUUAAUGCUGUUGUAUUCAGUUUUUUUGAACCAAGUUGUUUAAUUGUUUAUAGUUUUCAAAUUAACCUCUCUUGGAUGAGAUUCCACGAUUCAGAUUUAUCAAAGUUGACAGUUAAGAACUAAUGUUAUGUAUUGAUUGUUAAUUCUGGGUUAAUUUACAGAUUUACUACUGCAAAAAAAUGUACUGAGAAUUAUUACUAAUAUCUGAGAGUAUAUGAUCAUUUUGGGAACACUUUAUGCAUGAAAAUAAAAUGAUUCAUUUAUUGCCCAUGGAAUAAAACCUGCUACAGCUGUCUGGGAUAUUUUGAUUAACCAGGUAUCCUGUGUGGCUGGGCAGUUCUGCAAUAUUAUUUUAAAGCAGGGAGAGGGACUCAUCUGAGUGCUCUAUCAGUUUGUUGUAAUGAUUAGCAAGUUGUAUU